Molecule: messenger RNA, 647 nt
Organism: Cucurbita moschata (crookneck pumpkin)
Lineage: Eukaryota; Viridiplantae; Streptophyta; Magnoliopsida; Cucurbitales; Cucurbitaceae
Exons: 3
Coding region: 132-419 (95 amino acids)
Source: RefSeq, a predicted model, not a curated record
UGAAAGCACGGAGCUUCUCUUCUUUUUGCCUGAUCUAACCAUUUCAACUCCCUCGUGGGAAUCUCUGAGCUCUGAUAGAUCAUAGUCUCUGCUUCUCUGUUUCUCUCCACAAGAUAUAACCAUCGGAAACAAUGGCGUCGUCGACGGCUAGGAUUACGUUUCGCGUUGUCAUGGUGGUGAUCCUCCUCCUCGUCGUUUUCUAUGUCGGUCGUCCUCUGUACUGGAAGAUUUCCGCAACUGUACAUGAUAUUCGCCAGAACAAACAGACCGUCAAAGAAGGUCUCUCUCAGAUCGUUCUGGAAGCUCAGAAAUCGGUGGGAUGGUACCACGACGAAUCGGACUCUGGCGUCCGUGAAGGAAAUGAUGGAAAGAAUUCCGGAUCGGGUGCUAUUCGGAGGCUGCUUCAUCAGAUGGAUUGAAAAGUCCUGCUGGGUUCCUGGAGUUCGCUGAAUUCAUCACAUCAGAACUAUUUACAAUGAGCCAAAUAUAAUGCUGAAGGAUGAGAAGAACAAUGGCUGAACCAACAACCACCACCUAUCAAGUUAGGCUUUUUUUUGGGGGGAAUAAUGUGCAACUUUUCUAAUAUAAUAUAUAGGUUAAAAAUUGUACUUUCAAUCAAACUUAGUUUUUAUUGAAAAAAAAAACAA